Schizosaccharomyces osmophilus is the source of this 1209-nucleotide messenger RNA. RefSeq names its product DNAJ/DUF1977, DNAJB12-like protein, Hsp70 co-chaperone. The transcript is spliced from 4 exons. The record is from RefSeq and is a predicted model, not a curated record. Gene Ontology annotation, cellular component: endoplasmic reticulum membrane. Lineage: Eukaryota; Fungi; Ascomycota; Schizosaccharomycetes; Schizosaccharomycetales; Schizosaccharomycetaceae. Gene Ontology annotation, biological process: cellular response to misfolded protein. Gene Ontology annotation, molecular function: Hsp70 protein binding. The coding region runs from base 1 to 1209 and encodes 402 amino acids.
AUGGAGGCAAGCAAAGAAGAAGCGCUUCGCUGUAUAAAUCUCGCCAGAAAGUAUUUGGAUACAGGCAAUUAUCAAAAAGCAUCCAAACUUGCUGAUAAAUCCGAACGAAUUCUCCCUACAUCAGAAGCAGAAGACUUCAGAAGAUAUAUGGCUAAAGAGAGGACUACCAAUAAGACGAAGCCUUCUGCCGCAUCGACUGGAACUAGUAAUGGCUCUUCAACUAUGCGUGAUAGAACCUCAAAUGCACCGAAAAGCAAUGAUUUUUCUCAGGCAUCAUACACACGUGAACAGAUUGAAAUUGUUCGGAAAAUAACAAAAUUAAAGGAACAUGAGUAUUACGAAAUAUUAAAUUUGACAAAGGACUGCAAAGAUCUAGAGAUAAAAAAGUCGUACCGGAAACUCGCAUUGCAACUACAUCCAGAUAAGAAUCACGCACCAAAUGCUGAUGAAGCUUUUAAAAAGGUUUCCAAGGCGUUUCAGGUUCUUUCGGACCCGAACAUGAGAGCGCACUACGAUCGAACAGGAGCAGACCCAGAAUCACGAGCUAGUACCUCUACUUCCUCAUUUGCUCAACGGGCUGGUCCGGGUUUCCAGGGUUUUUCUGGCUAUCCACAAGCACAGAUGUCACCCGAAGAUUUGUUCAAUUCAUUCUUUGGCGAUCAGUUCUUUUCAGGAGGACCAAACACAUUUUUCUUUGGCGGACCUGGAGUUCGUGUUCAUCAAUUUGGAGGUCGUCCUCGGAGAUUCCGUAGGCAACAAGCCCAAGAUACUAGUAGCAAGAGUACGCUUUACCAAAUCCUCCCCAUCCUCAUAAUUGUUAUCUUUGCAUUUUUGUCUAAUUUUACUUCUUUUGACGAUUCGUCCGUUCGUGCUGGAUACUCCUUUGCGCCUACAGAAAAGUAUUCUGCCCAGUACGUGUCUCCGAAAUAUAAGGUUCCGUACUAUGUGAAUCCAAAACAAUACAAAUCUCUGUCUUCUCGAGACUCUUAUAGACUGGCUAAUCAGAUAGAGCAACAAUACGCGGAGAAAAUGCACGCUGAGUGCAUUAAAGAAAGAGAGUACAAGGAGAAUCAGAUCCGGAAAUCUUAUGGUUGGUUCUUCCCUGAUGAAGAAAAGUUAAGCAGGGCGAAAGAAAUUUCUUUGCCUCAUUGCGAUGAGUUUUCUCGGCUCAGUUAUCAUAAAUCAUUUUCUAAUUAUUAUUACUAUUAA